This is a messenger RNA of Telopea speciosissima, 1596 nucleotides long. RefSeq names its product snRNA-activating protein complex subunit. Gene Ontology annotation, molecular function: RNA polymerase III type 3 promoter sequence-specific DNA binding; core promoter sequence-specific DNA binding; RNA polymerase II cis-regulatory region sequence-specific DNA binding. Gene Ontology annotation, biological process: snRNA transcription by RNA polymerase II; snRNA transcription by RNA polymerase III. Gene Ontology annotation, cellular component: snRNA-activating protein complex. Bases 36 to 1547 code for a protein of 503 amino acids. Lineage: Eukaryota; Viridiplantae; Streptophyta; Magnoliopsida; Proteales; Proteaceae. The transcript has 11 exons. The record is from RefSeq and is a predicted model, not a curated record.
UCGCCCUGGAGCUACCUCUAAAGAACAAAGCUAGGAUGCAAGGUGGAUUACCAAACGAACAAAUGGAGAUAGUAGAGUCUCGCGGCCCUCAAGAUCACAGCAUAUGCAACUCCAUUCCUCGUGGUGGACCGAUCUACGUUAUGGACUGGGUCAGUCCCAUCACCAGAUUGAUCGACUUUAAAGCUUCGUUUCUUCAAGAACUCAUCAGUUUGGAGGUGGAACUCUCUGCGGAUUCAUCUCAAGCAUGUAAUGAUGAUCUUUCGGUUGAUGAGCUCAAAGUUCUUACGGAGGAGGAACUGGUGGACAUCGCCUUUAGAGAAGCAUUUAAGGAACGAGAGGGCGACGAGAAUUCAUUGCAGCUUCUAGAAGAGUCCUCUAAUGGAGAGAUAAAAGAAGAUCAAAGAAUCUCAAACAAUGAAAUUACAUGUUCGGAGAGCGUAGAAAUGAAUAAUAACACUUCAUGUUCACCUGAUUCCUUGAAUCGCUCCAUUGUUGAAAAAGGUGAAGAUAACUGUUCUAGCAGGUUUAGUAAAAACAACUCAAAGAAGAGGAAGAAACGGGGAAGAGCCUUUGACAGAGAGAGUCGUGCAGCAGAAUUGGAUAAUAGUUGUAUUGCAAAAGUGGAGCAACUGGCACGAAGAAAGCAAAAACAGGAUGAAGACAAAGCAGCAACUCAAUUACAUUCAUUCAAUGGCAGCUGGAAGAUCAAUGAAGGCACAGUUUCAUCCUCUGAGAAAAUUGAAAGAAUGAAAUCCCUUAGGUCAAUGACUUCUGUAACAAAGGUGAAGUCAUCAAGCAUACAGGAAUGUGUUGCGGUUUCAUAUCCAGAAGUCAUUCUCAGUGUUGAGAUAUUCCAUGGCCUAAAAAGUUGUGUGAAGACCCAAGAGCUCUUGGUCCUAGGACGGCAAACCCUUACAGAACUGAGGGAUAGCAUUUAUUGCUUGACCGACCAGGUGAUGCAAAAAGCAGGACAGCAUGAUCCUUCUGGAUAUUUCCUCAUAGAAGACGUAUUUUGCAAUGAUUUGAGAGAUCCCUCUGCUAUAGAUUACAGCAAACCCAUAUUUGAUUGGCUUAAAAACUGUGAGAAAGAAGCACUUGAGAAAUGGGAAUGCAUCAUAGCAGGUGGAUCACAACAAAAACGAAAAGCAUUGUUGGGCAAGGUUCCUACCCCUGACUUCCCUCAUUUUAAAGCUGUUGACAUGCAUGAGACUCGCUUCUGUGAUCUGGAGUUUCGGCUUGGUGCUGGGUAUCUAUACUGUCACCAGGGAGAUUGCAAGCAUGCCAUUGUGAUUAGAGACAUGAGAUUGAUACACCCAGAGGAUGUACAAAACCAGGUAGCUUAUCCGGUUCUCACAUUUCAAUUGAAAAGCCGUCAUCAGAAAUGUUCAGCAUGCAAGAUUUAUCUAGCUACAAAGGUGACGGUGGACGACAAGUGGGCCCAGGAGAACCCGUGCUAUUUCUGUCAUAGCUGCUAUUAUCUUCUGCACUAUGAUGAGGAGGGUAAGCUGCUGUAUGAGUUCACCGUGUAUGAUUAUCACCCGGAGUAAUUAUACAAACUAUUGAAUAUGUAAACUCUCUCUCCCUAGUGUACAAGUU